Cydia fagiglandana is the source of this 1446-nucleotide messenger RNA. RefSeq lists its product as uncharacterized. The record is from RefSeq and is a predicted model, not a curated record. Bases 108 to 1256 code for a protein of 382 amino acids. The transcript has a single exon. Lineage: Eukaryota; Metazoa; Arthropoda; Insecta; Lepidoptera; Tortricidae.
CAGCUACGGAACGUUAUCGCUAGUCGUAGUCGCUGUACUAUUUUAACUGGUCAUCGCCGCGCGACCGAUUUCUUGGUACAGGGUGUUAAGAACAAAUAACAACAAAAAUGUCGCAUUUAACAAACAAUAAAGCACUAGUAUGCGCAGCAGGAUGCAAAGACAUUAUAACGGACAUGAAAGAUGCGUUACAGUGUAAGUCCGAGACCUGCCAGAAGGUAUUUCACAGGCUAUGUAUCACUUCAAACAAACUGACAACAACAGAAAAAUCGAACUGGACCUGCCCGGAUUGUAAAGCGGCAUUGAAGAAAGGCGGUGAUAAUUCCGCCACCCCGGUUCGUAACCAACUUGUUGAUAACAUUACGGUGCGUAAAAAGAUCGUACAACAGCCUCAAAAAUCCGUAGAACCUCCGGAAUCACGGUCCCCUUCUACAUUAGAGACCAAAAUUCAAGCGUCUGAUGUGACGGGUGAAAGUGAAAGCAGUCUCGUUCGUGAAUUGCAGCUGUUCCGACUGGAACUGGCGGGGAUGCGCCAGGAACUUAGUACAAUGAACAACAACUUAGAAAAACUCUCAAACACAGUCAGUGGAUUGGACGACCGACUAACCAGCCUCGAACAGAGGGUACAGAUAUUAGAAGAUCAGCCCGUGCAACCAGGUGAUGUGCAGAACGAUAUCAAGGGUUUGAUGGACACCGUAGACCGCCUUAAGCUGGAGCUCAACGAUCGGGACCAGGAGCUUCUUUCUACCGAAGUGGAGAUAACGGGUAUUGUGGAAACAAGCAACGAAAGUCCGGUACACCUAGCAGUUCUGGUGGCGCAGAAACUGGGUGUGGAAAUGGAGUCCAGAGAUGUGGUUAGUGCCGAGCGCGUGGGAAUGAAACGCGCCCCGAACGACGGCAGUGAAGGCAGCGACGGCACCGGCACAGCCGGGAGGCCGCGGGCGCUGGUGGUGCGGCUGGCGCGUCGGGUCCACCGGGACAACCUACUGCGCGCAGCCCGCCGUGCCCGUGGCGCGGACACCUCCGGCUUCGACUUGCCCGGUCCACCUCGUAGAUUCUAUGUGAAUGAGCGACUGACGCGCACCAACCGGCAGCUUUUCUACAAAGCGCGCCACGAGGGUUCGCGCCUUAACUGGAGAUACGUCUGGACCCGUGACGGUCGAAUAUACGCCAGACGCCAGCCUAACACUCAAUCUCACAGGGUGCGCACGGAAGAUGACCUAAUAAAAAUUUUUGGUGUUCAGUCCGUUUGCUUGUAACGUUAGACAUUAACUGUUUAAUACGUUGUUUUCUAACUACUAUUACAUUUAUACUGUUUUUGAACUUAAAUUUACUAUCAGCUAUAAAAAGUAGUUUUUGCGACAUAAAAUGUACUAUUGCAAUAAGUUUGUUUACUAUCUUGUAUGUAAUUCACUCAAGUAUUGGAGUCAACUACUAUUUUCAACACUC